AUCGCGAUAAUACGUAACCAGAAAAAGCUCCCAAUUGUCUCAUUACAUAACAUUUUCCGCACAAAAAUGGAUCAGUUAUUAGAUUACAAGACAUUUUGUGUGAUUUUCAAUCACAUCACAGCAGAAGAAUACCAGAAUCUGAAGAUUCUGUGUGUCUUCGGCAACACAUCCGUCAUAUACGUGACAAACGACGACAAAGUCUAUGGUUUUGGCAAUAAUAACAACGGAUGUCUGGGUUUGGGCGCCGACUACAGGCGCAUACAUCGACCGGCACUUAACCCAUACCUGAGCGGCAAGUGUUUGGCCGAUAUUGCAAUCGGGAGACAGUUUUGUAUCGGACUGACAGCGGAUGGCCGGUGCUAUUCAUGGGGUGCCAACGAUUUCGGUCAACUGGGCGUCGGAUACGUCAAUAAAGAGGUCGCACCGAAACUCAUGAAGGGAUUGGCCGACAAACGAGUGAUCCGUAUUUGUGCCGCUCAGGACUUUGCACUGGCGUUGACUGUAUGCGGUCGAGUGUACGGUUGGGGCCGUAACUCGUUUGGCCAGUUGUGUGAACACACCUAUAGUAUCAAGUAUUACCCGAAAGAGUUAAUGUUUACCCACAAAAUAGCGGACAUUUCGUGCGGUUCAACACACGCCAUGGCGUUGACAGACACGGGCCGAGUCUACACGUGGGGUAACAAUAGGAACGGACAGUUGGGUCGAGGCUUUAAAAAGUUAGGAUAUAAACGUCCGAUGUUAAGCAGUAAAUGUCCAAAACUCUUAGACUUUGAUCCCGUCGUCCGUAAAGCCAUUUGCGGUUCCGACCACUCGAUGCUAUUGACCACCGAUGGAGAGGUCUAUGCGUUUGGUAUGAACUCAUACGGACAGGUAGGCAAUGGCAUCAGAGGCGCUCAGUUUCUGCUAACACAAGUCUCGGAUCAGAUUAUAUUCAAAGAUAUUAUGACAAAUACUACGGGCAAUAUGUCUGCUGCCAUUGCUGUUGACGGCGAGUACUAUAUAUGGGGUGAAUGUAAAGACAGACCAAUACUUAAACCACAAAAAGUGAACAAAAAUGGCAUUAAAUCUGUGUUUGAAUUGUUUGUCAAGUAUUCAAAAUUCAUGACAACUUAUAAAACGAUUGUUUGUCCGGCAAUUCAGUUGACAAUUGAUUCAACUGAAUGUUCAGACAUUGUGUCCACAGAUUUAGACACACAAUCGCCGCAAGAAAUCACUUGUUUUGAUAAAAAGUUGGACAAGAAUUCAGGGAAUAGGGAAUCAGAAGAAGACGUGCCGACUAUUGACAGCACAGUUGAUGACAAAACAAUUAAACAAUCAUCGCUUCAGAACAUGGGUUCAAACAUAUCAAUCACUUCUUCGUUGAAUGCGACUAUUUUUCAACAAACUUUGUGCCAAUCUUUCAAUAAUCCCGAAGACUCUGAUAUUGUGUUCCGAUUUAGGGAUCAACUGAUUUAUGGCCACAAACUUAUCCUUAAAAUGCGAAACAAAAAGUUUUGGCACAAAUGCGAGCACUAUAUGGACGCCGACGGCAAAGAGAUUCGUCUCAAACACGCCGAUAUUGUCGACCAAUUGCUAACUCUGGCCAACAUUUACGGCGAAGAAUCGCUCGCGAGUCUGUGCUUUGAGUUUAUGAUACAAACAAUCGAUGUCUUCAAUGUGUGCCAACUCUACGCCAAAGCACUGGAACUGAAGUGCGAAGAAUUGGAGACCAAAUGCCAUCACUUUAUGGCACAGAAUAUGAAAGAUAUUUGUUUAACACAAGAAUUCCGUGAAUUUGACGGCGAGUUAGCGAAACAAUUCAUUAUUCAGGCAUUCAUUGCAAACUAA
Molecule: messenger RNA, 1827 nt
Organism: Medioppia subpectinata
Lineage: Eukaryota; Metazoa; Arthropoda; Arachnida; Sarcoptiformes; Oppiidae
Source: the annotation of a GenBank genome assembly